AUGCGUUCUUCUAUCGCCGCCGUUACUGCUGGUAUAACGAGCUCGCUACUGCGUGACUCUAUCUCAGGUACCCGCUUGACCAUUGCUGGGAUUGCUCCAGGCGAAUUGCAACCUAAAAAGACGUACUUAUAUAAAAGCGUGAAGUCAGUAGCGAUAAAUCGAGGCAUCUGCAGCAACAUCUUCAGUGAGCCAGACUGUACAACUGUCCCUGGUAUCAUGCAGUAUCCUCUCAGAGCCGCGACUAAACUUGUUCUGUCAGACCUCUUGGAUCAAUGCGUAGACUUGGCAUUCACCGGAAGCUUAGGCGACCCUUUGCACACAGGAAAGCCAAGUAUGCAACCGUCAAGGACCCCGUCUAUAGUCGACAAAGCUGUCAGAUCCCGGCCCAAGUUAGAAUUAGAAAGGCUGGACAAACCAUCGAUGACCACCCCUGAGUACUGGAAACGCUUUAUGAGCGAUGUAUUGGUGAGCACAGCAUCUGACCUGGUUUACGAUGUAGGCAGAAAACGGGCAGCUAUGAUCAAUUCUGGGUCUAACCCCUCUACUAUGGAUGUUGCGACGUGGGCGUUCGCAUCUGCAGCAGCUGGAGAGUUUGUAAGGGCCAAGCUCGACAAUAAGUACACGCCAGACUAUAUCAGAGCAGGAGUGCGAUCGGCUAUCUUCAAGACCAGCUUUGCUUAUGUUUAUGCUCUAUUAAUGGCCUCUCCUUCAGCAGAAAAACUUUAG
Molecule: messenger RNA, 726 nt
Organism: Giardia duodenalis
Lineage: Eukaryota; Fornicata; Diplomonadida; Hexamitidae
Exons: 1
Coding region: 1-726 (241 amino acids)
Source: RefSeq, a predicted model, not a curated record